AUGUCAACCUCGCAGACCAUCAACGUCACGUAUGACGACUUCGAUCCUCUGGUUGUGUAUUCUGAUCUAGGUCAAUGGUCAACACCUAAUCCGCAAGAUAAUCCAACAUGGUAUAAAGCGUCAGAGAAUGAGACGGGUCUACCAUGGCAUCAGGCUACUUUACAUUGGACCACCGAGAAAGGUGCUGAGCUGUCAUUGAACUUUACCACCACCCAGAUAUGGUUAUACGGUGCCCUUAACGUCUCUUCCCCUUCUUUCACCAUCACGCUCGAUGGCCAAACUACCACACAGACCCCUGCUUCGGUCUCAUCAGGCAGAGCAUUGUUAUACUCUGCAACGGACUUGUCACCUUCAGCACACUCUUUGACAUUGACAAAUCAAGGUGAUGGGUUAGGCUUAGACUCCGUUGUACUAGGAUACGAUCUAGGUUCGGAUUUGCAGAACCAGACGAUAGACGAUGCGCUGGAUCAGAUUCACUAUAAUGGGGAAUGGACGAGACAAGGCGGUGAUUUUUUUAACGGUACGAAUAUAUAUACCGAAGGUCCUGGUAAUUCUUUCAACUUCUCCUUUGCAGGAUCAGCUCUGUACAUCUACGGUGACUCUGUCCAAGAUCACGGUGAUUUCUCCAUCUACUUCAACGACUCGCAAACACCCUACGGUACAUGGAACGCCAGGACUCCCUGCGGUGGAACGUCAGAUUACGGAAAGAAGUGUGAGAAGCUAGGAUCAUUAAAAGCUUUUAUCGGGAAUCUACCGGAGGGUACGCAUCAGGUGAAAUUGGUUAAUGAUGGACCAGAAGGUGAUAAUGCUACGUUCUUUGACUUCGAUUACGUCGAAUAUACCACACCAUCCACCUACCCCUCUUUUGCCCUCAACGCUACCUGUCCCAAUGGAGUGUGUGGUGAUUCAGCUUCAUCAACAAAUAGCUCUACAUCCCCGUCAGGUGUCUCGUCAUCUUCUUCGGGUACUUCGCCAUCUGCAUCAUCGACUGGCGGAGCUACGAGUGCAGCACUGCCUACUUCCGGUAUCGGCAGUAUGGUCUUGCUCGGUGUGUUGGGCAUGUGGACGUUGAGGAAACUUGGCUUCAAUAGAUUGUAA
Kwoniella botswanensis is the source of this 1098-nucleotide messenger RNA. RefSeq lists its product as uncharacterized. Lineage: Eukaryota; Fungi; Basidiomycota; Tremellomycetes; Tremellales; Cryptococcaceae. The record is from RefSeq and is a predicted model, not a curated record. The transcript is spliced from 4 exons. Bases 1 to 1098 code for a protein of 365 amino acids.